AUGGGUUACACUGCGAAAGCUACCAUUCCACUCAUUCCGCUGGCGAAAGACUCGGUCCUUCUGCCCGGCGUCACCCUACGUAUCUCGGUUUCGAAUCGUGCGGACAUACCUCUACUUCUCUCGUCCGCAUUCCAAAGGGCAACGAAAUCGAGGACAGGUUCCGCCCAACUACCAGUGGGCUGCGUCCCUUUGAACUCUCCCUUCCUGAGUUCCGAUGGCAAAGAGUUACUCGACAGUGCCGAGAAUGAAAGCAGCAAACACACUCAAUAUGCGGACAUAGAUCCCGGAAAAGCGAGAAAGCAAGAUUUAUUUGGAUAUGGCACUCUAGCAAAGAUCAUUGGCGUCCAGGGAAACUCGAAUGCCGAUCCUUACCUUAUCGUUGAGGGUGUGCAACGCUUCAAGAUUGACAAGAUCAAGCACGAGAAGCCUCAUUUUGAAGCCGAGGUCAACUUUUAUGAAGACGAAGUUCCUGAUCUCAACGAUGGCGAUCUCCGAGCAAGUUUCACUCGACUGAAGCAGCGUUCUCGCGAACUCCUCACCCUCCUGAGGCUCUCUUCCCUGUUCAGGCCUGCCUCGGUGGUGUUGUCCCCGCUCAUUGUUCGCCGCUUCGAGCUCUAUAUCGCAAAGAAAGACCUGUCGCAGGCUGGCCAAUUAGCCGAUUUCAUGACUGACAUUGUUGAAGCCAGCUUCGAGGAGAAACUACGCAUCUUGAGCACUUUGGAUUUGCAUGAGAGACUAGAACGAGUCUUGGCUCUUUUGAACAAACAGAUCUCAGGCAUAAACGGAAACAUUAAAAUUACCUCGGUCACCUCCACAACCCUUCCAAAUCUCGGCGUGGAUAUCUCCGACCUCAAUCAGAGUCAACGCGAGGCUCUGGCGAGACGGGCAAUGUCUGGCCUUAACGGUAUGACGCCACCAGGGAUGCCUGGACAAGGUCGCGGCGACGCAGAAGAAGACAACGAAGUCAAUGAAGUAGAAGAACUGCGGAAGAAGAUUGCGGAAGCCGGUCUCUCACUUGAAGCUCAGAAGGUCGCGGAUCGGGAGCUGAGACGCCUAAAGAAAAUGAACCCGGCCAAUGCAGAAUACGGCGUAAUUAGAACUUAUGUCGAAAACCUCGCCGAAAUUCCUUGGACCAAAGUCACAGAUGACCAUCUGGGCGCAGAUACUCUUAAGCGUGCCCGCAAACAGCUUGAUGAUGAUCAUUAUGGUUUAGAAAAGAUCAAGAAGCGCUUGCUGGAAUAUCUGGCUGUCUUGAAGCUAAAGCAAUCGGUCAAUGCUGAUGUCGAUCAACAGAUCGCACGCCUUACGAAACAGCUCACUCCACCGGCGGAAGGCGAGGAGAAGGAGACUGAACAAAUCGCCGAUGAUGAGAAGGAUGCUGCUACGGCAAAGCUUCACGUCCUCAAGUCGAAGAGAAUGGUUGAUAAAUCACCUAUUCUGCUGCUGGUUGGACCUCCUGGUACUGGAAAAACAUCGCUGGCAAAGUCGGUCGCGCUUUCUUUGGGACGAAAGUUCCAUCGAAUCUCCCUUGGUGGUGUUCGCGACGAGGCUGAAAUACGAGGACAUCGACGGACCUAUGUUGCUGCAAUGCCUGGUCUCAUUGUCAGUGGCUUGAAAAAGGUCGGCGUUGCGAACCCAGUUUUCCUUCUCGAUGAGAUCGAUAAAAUAAGCUCGAACAAUUUUCAUGGUGAUCCAUCAGCGGCUAUGCUCGAGGUGCUUGAUCCUGAGCAGAACCAUAGCUUCAAUGAUCACUACGUCAACAUCCCCAUUGACCUGAGCAAGGUCCUCUUCAUCGCCACAGCCAAUUCUCUCGACACGAUACCUGCACCCUUGCUUGAUCGUAUGGAAACGAUACAACUUUCUGGGUAUACCACAAUCGAAAAACGACACAUCGCUAAGCAACAUCUUAUCCCAAAGCAGAUCCGUACAAAUGGUCUUUCAGAGGGCCAAGUACAGAUCCCAGUGGAUGUCCUGGAUACCAUCAUAACUUCAUACACCCGCGAGUCAGGUGUCCGAAAUCUAGAGCGAGAAAUAGGCUCGGUAUGCCGCUACAAAGCCGUUCAGUACGCGGAUGCACGUGACAGCGACGAGACAAAAUACAACCCUACUGUUCAAAUGGACGAGCUCGAGGAUAUUCUCGGAAUCGAACGCUUUGAAGAAGAGAUUGCAGAAAAGAGAUCUCGCCCUGGUGUUGUCACAGGCUUAGUUGCUUACUCGUCCGGCGGUCAAGGCAGCAUUCUCUUCAUAGAAGUAGCAGAUAUGCCUGGCAAGGGACGCGUACAAUUGACAGGCAAACUUGGCGAUGUGUUGAAGGAGUCUGUGGAAGUCGCACUCACGUGGGUGAAAGCCCACAGCUACGAGCUCGGUCUGACACACGAUCCAAACGAGGACAUCAUGGACAAGCGAGCCAUCCACGUCCAUUGCCCAGCGGGUGCUACACCAAAGGACGGUCCCAGCGCCGGCCUAGCACAUACAGUUGCGCUCAUCUCACUGUUUUCAGGCAAGUCCGUACCGCCGGAGAUCGCCAUGACUGGCGAAAUGAGUCUUCGUGGUCGCGUCAUGCCCGUCGGCGGCAUCAAGGAGAAACUCAUCGGCGCUCACCGUGCCGGCGUCAAGACCGUCCUCCUUCCCAGCCACAACCGUAAGGACGUCAAGGAUGUCCCCGAGGAGGUCAAGGCCGAUCUAAAGAUUAUUUAUGUCAAGCACAUCUACGAAGCGCUGCGCCAUAUCUGGCCCGAGUCUGUGUGGGCGACGGAUCAGCAUUUCGCGAAGGUCGAAAGCAGACUCUAA
Messenger RNA from Exophiala aquamarina CBS 119918, 2790 nucleotides. Its product is annotated as lon protease like 2, peroxisomal. Gene Ontology annotation, molecular function: ATP hydrolysis activity; ATP binding; serine-type endopeptidase activity. Lineage: Eukaryota; Fungi; Ascomycota; Eurotiomycetes; Chaetothyriales; Herpotrichiellaceae. The record is from RefSeq and is a predicted model, not a curated record. The transcript is spliced from 2 exons. Gene Ontology annotation, biological process: protein catabolic process; protein targeting to peroxisome; protein quality control for misfolded or incompletely synthesized proteins. Bases 1 to 2790 code for a protein of 929 amino acids. Gene Ontology annotation, cellular component: peroxisomal matrix.